AUGAUAGUUGAGAAUGUUAAAAAAAGCAAAUUCUCUUUCUCUCGAAAGAGUGAAUCUGAAGAAACAUGCAAACUGGAAUAGUUCAAGAAUAAACUGUAAGGAGACGUGCUGUAAUUUCUCAAGAAUACUAAACAAGAUGAUUAAUCAUUACAAAUGUUUUUGUAGAGACUAGGAAUCAUUUUGGAAGGGGAUGAAGAGACCUAUAUUUUGGAUAUUAAAGAAUAUCACAACAAAUAUAUAGAAGGAGAUGUUUUGGGUGAAGGUUGUAUAGGAUUAGUGAAGAGUGUGAAAAGAAGGAGUGAUGGUUUCGAAUUGGCUUGCAAAACAGUGAAGACUGACUCGGAGGAGAUCGUCAAGAAAAUGAUUAUGGAGUUUAAAAACCUAAGGAGAUUGAAUCACCCUCACAUCGUGUCGAUGAAAGAGAUUUAUAUUUAAUGGUUUGAAGGAUUCCAAUCGACUGGAAUGGUGUGCGUAAUCAUGGAGAAAAUUGAGGGUCGAGAGAUGUUUGAGGUUAUUUAAUAAUAAAAACAAUAUAGUGGUAUUAUUUUAACUAAGAAAGAGACCAUUGCUCGAGUGCUAUUCAUAUAGAUUUUAGAAGCCAUCAAAUAUAUGCAUGAAAACUAUUGUUGCCAUCGAGAUUUGAAGCCGAACAACAUCUUAUGCGCUCAUGAUGGCAAAUCCAUAAAAAUUACCGAUUUUAAUUUUAAUGACAGAUACAAAGAAUUUGGAGACCUCAAUCAACAUGGCAAAAUCGAAAUGUGGACAUACACUGGCACUGUAGCAUUCUCAGCACCUGAGAUAUUUUCAGGAAAUCUUUAUAAUGAACAAGUUGAUUUAUGGAGUGCAGGUGUCAUAUUGUAUGUUAUGCUCAGUGGAGAAUUGCCCUUCAAUUAAGAAUAUCUUAACGAUCUAAUCGAAUAGAUUCGACAGUGUAAAUACGAAUUCACAGGAAUCAUCUGGGAUCAAAUAUCUGAAUCAGCCAAGGAUCUCAUUACCAACCUUUUAUAAUUGGAUCCUGAAAAAAGAUUCACUCCAGAAUAGGCUCUAAAUCACCCUUGGAUCACUCAUGAAUAAAGCAAUUCAGAUAUCCCAAGGUAUUAAUUAUAAAAAAAUAUGGCGCGAAUCUUGAGAGUCAAAAAUAUUAAUCAAGAAUCGAGAAUCAAAUAAAUUUGCUACCUUUUCGGAGCUGGAGAUAUUUGGAAGAGGCAUUCACUUGGCUAGGAUACUAAUUUAGAUCUAUAUGACAAUCUUAAAAAAUAUAGAUCUAUAGAUAUAUCUGAUAGUUGGAAAAAUGCUGAAAUCAAAGUAACUAAAGACACCAAUAAAAAGGGUGUCUAUACUAUAGAUUAUCCCUUUAGCGAUUCUGAUUGA
Paramecium tetraurelia is the source of this 1371-nucleotide messenger RNA. RefSeq lists its product as uncharacterized. The record is from RefSeq and is a predicted model, not a curated record. Lineage: Eukaryota; Ciliophora; Oligohymenophorea; Peniculida; Parameciidae. The transcript has 5 exons. Gene Ontology annotation, biological process: protein phosphorylation. Gene Ontology annotation, molecular function: ATP binding; protein kinase activity.